Messenger RNA from Eutrema salsugineum, 1958 nucleotides. RefSeq names its product fatty acyl-CoA reductase 6, chloroplastic. The transcript has 8 exons. The record is from RefSeq and is a predicted model, not a curated record. Gene Ontology annotation, cellular component: intracellular membrane-bounded organelle. Gene Ontology annotation, molecular function: alcohol-forming very long-chain fatty acyl-CoA reductase (NADP+) activity. Gene Ontology annotation, biological process: suberin biosynthetic process; long-chain fatty-acyl-CoA metabolic process. NCBI's taxonomy places the organism in Eukaryota, Viridiplantae, Streptophyta, Magnoliopsida, Brassicales, Brassicaceae. Bases 73 to 1731 code for a protein of 552 amino acids.
AUCCUCCAAAGCACAAAAGAAGACCACAUCAAAAAGCUUUCAUUCUCGUUUUCUUUUUGCCGGUAACUAAAAAUGGCUAUCACUAAUGUCUUAGCCACCAGAAACGCCGUCAAAUUGGAUGGCUUCAGCUUCUUCUCUGGCAAACCAAACCACUUCUUAGCUCAACGUUUGUCAUUGACGACACGUAGAGUCCAAACUUGUUGUUGUUAUCGUGAGACGUCCUUAAAAGCUGUGACGCCGUUUAUGAUGCCUGACUCAGAAACAAAGAGUGACACUGAGGGAAUUGGAAUUGUCCGUUUCUUAACAGGGAAGAGCUAUUUGGUCACCGGUGCAACAGGGUUUCUUGCUAAAGUGUUGAUUGAGAAAUUGUUGAGGGCAAGUCCUGAGAUUGGGAAGAUCUUUGUUCUGAUGAAAUCCAAAGAUCAAGAAUCAGCCAACAAGAGACUCUACGAUGAGAUUAUAAGCUCGGAUCUGUUCAAGGUUCUGAAGCAAAUGCAUGGGACCUCUUAUGAAGCCUUCAUGAAGAGCAAGUUGGUUCCAGUAAUUGGAGAUAUUAGAGAAGACAAUCUGGGGACUGAAUCUGAAAUAGCAGACAAGAUUAAUGAGGAGAUUGAUGUCAUUAUAAGUUGUGCUGGUCGUACAACGUUUGACGACAGAUACUAUUCCGCUUUAAGCGUCAAUGCUCUUGGACCUGGUCGGCUCUUGAGCUUUGGCAAGGACUGCAAGAAACUGAAACUUUUUCUCCAUUUUUCAACUGCUUACGUGACUGGUAAGAAAGAAGGGACAAUAUUGGAGACUCCUCUCUGCAUUGGAGAAAACAUAACUUCCAACUUGAACAUUAAAACCGAGAUGAAACUAGCUUCAGAAGCUGUAAAAAAGUUCCAUGGCAGUGAACAAAUCAAGAAACUGAAAGAACUUGGUAUCGAAAGAGCUCAAUAUUUUGGCUGGGAAAACGUUUACACGUUCACAAAAGCCUUGGGUGAGACCAUAAUUAACAGCAAGCGAGGAAAAUUUCCUGUAGUGAUCAUAAGGCCUAGUAUUAUAGAAAGCUCCUACAAGGAGCCUUUCCCUGGCUGGCUCCAAGGAAGAAGGAUGAGUGUUCCACUAAUCUUGGGCUAUGGAAAAGAACAGAUUUCAGACAUGUGGGGAGAUUAUCAAUCUUUUUGUGAUAUUAUACCUGUUGAUAUGGUUGCCAACGCGGCAAUAGCAGCCAUUGCAAAGCACGGUUUUGGUGAUGUACCGGAACUCAAAGUUUACAAUGUUACUUCAACAUCUCAUGCGAAUCCCCUGCGACUCGGCGAGUUGGCAGACUUCUCUCAUCAACAUUUGUGUGAUUCUCCAUUGACAGAAACAAUAACGAAAGACUUGGAACGUAUGAAAUUCCACAGUUCCUUAGAGGGUUUCACCUCCUCUGUAUCCAACACUCUAGCAAAACAAGAAAUAGAGAUGAAUACUGGAGAAGGAAAAGGAGGAGAGUCACAUACCACAUUGAGCAUCAAAGGGAAGAGGAAGCUAAAUUAUUUUGUGUCCCUAGCAAGAACAUAUCAGCCUUAUUCCUUCUUUCAAGCGUGCUUUGAUGAUACCAAUACAAGAAGUCUGAUACAAGAGAUGUCACUGGAAGAGAGAAAGGUGUUUGAGUUUGAUGGCAGAUGCAUUGACUGGGAGCAUUACAUUGUCAAUGUUCAUCUUCCAGGUCUCAAAAGGCAAUUAUUUAGUGAAAGGUCCAGUUAAAGGGAAUGAUUAUAAGUGCUUGUGUUCACCAGGUGUAUCAGCUUUCUUUAUGUAUUUUCUAGUUUAUAAUUGAGUUUGGUCGAAUUUCUAUAUAGUUAUAUGUUAAAUCAACAAGACUUGUGUAAAAAUGGGUAGUUUUAUUUUCAGUUUCAAAAGCCACAUCCUUUCGUUGGUGUUUGUACGAAAACUAUUUAAGUUGGUGUUGUCUUAAUGAAAAAAAUACAAAG